This is a messenger RNA of Penicillium samsonianum, 2187 nucleotides long. Its product is annotated as aromatic amino acid ammonia-lyase. The coding region runs from base 1 to 2187 and encodes 728 amino acids. Gene Ontology annotation, biological process: L-phenylalanine catabolic process. Gene Ontology annotation, molecular function: ammonia-lyase activity. The record is from RefSeq and is a predicted model, not a curated record. The transcript is spliced from 3 exons. NCBI's taxonomy places the organism in Eukaryota, Fungi, Ascomycota, Eurotiomycetes, Eurotiales, Aspergillaceae. Gene Ontology annotation, cellular component: cytoplasm.
AUGGGGAGCACGUUUCCUGAGCGUAAAUAUGACAUCGACCAUCAAUGGCCAACUCCUCACGCAAGCAAAGCUUUGCAGUCAUGGGGCAAGCUCAACUCUCAUAUUAAAACUGGUACUCUCCAAAUCGAUGGCAGUACAUUAGAUCUGGCGGCCGUCGUCGCUGUCGCACGGAACGGUGUACACGUGGCUCUCUCUGAGGAUCCCAGAAUCAUCCAGGGUAUCGAAGGGAGUGUCGAGACCUUACAAGACUAUCUCUCCAAGGGCUAUUACCUCUAUGGCGUUAACACCGGGUUUGGAGGCAGCGCCGACACACGAACUACAGACUUAUAUGGGCUGCAGCGUGCUUUGAUGCAGCACACCCAAAGCGCAGUUCUGACUAAGGAAGACAAGACAGACUCCCCCAGCAGUCAUGAAUACCUCGAGUCUCACAGCAUGCCAAGUGCAUGGGCCAGGGCUAUGACAACUAUUCGCUGUAACGCUAACAUUCGCGGUCACUCGGCUAUGACCCGCAACGUCGUUGACUCGAUGAUCAAGCUGUUGGAGCAUGACAUCGUGCCGAUCGUGCCUUUGAGAGGCUCCAUCUCAGCUUCUGGAGAUCUGAUGCCCUUGUCAUAUCUUUCUGGAACCAUCCAGGGAAACCCAGAUGUCUACGUGCGCGUCGGAGGUCGCAAGGGCCCACCUCGUGUCAAAUCAGCGCAGCAAGCCCUCUACGAGGCUUCCAUUGAGCCCAUUGUUUUGGGACCUAAAGAGGGACUGGCCCUAAUCAACGGAACCGCUGCCGCCACAGCCGUGGCUAGCUUGGGUCUUUAUGAAGCUAAUCAACUCGCGGUGGUCUCACAACUGUUGACUGCACUCUCAUCUGAGGCGCUCUAUGCCAACAAUGAGUGGGCCCAUCCCUUUAUCGCUGCGGCACGCCCACACCAAGGCCAGAUUGAGGCUGCUCAGAACAUCCGAACUUUCCUGAGGGGAUCACGGCUGUCAUACGGACUGGAGCAGACCAAGGACCGCUGCUCUCAAGGUCUAGCCCAAGAACGAUAUGCGCUGCGCAGCUCACCACAAUGGCUCUCGCCGCAGCUAGAGGAUCUCCUUAGUGCGGAGAAGCAGCUUGUGACAGAGCUUAACUCCACCUCCGACAACCCGGUCGUCAACUGUGCUGAUAAUGACAUCCACUGUGGUGCCAACUUCCAGGCAGCGGCAGUCACAUCGGCCACAGAGAAGAUUCGCCUGGCAUUGCAGUCUAUUGGCAAAAUGCUUUUCAGCCAGGUCAGCGAGAUGAUCAACCACGACUUGAGCAAUGGGCUUCCGCCCAACUUGGCAGCCGAUGAUCCUAGUCUCUCCUUCUGCCUCAAGGGUAUUGACGUCAACACUGCCGCCUAUACCUCGGAGCUGGGAUUCCUAGCUAACCCCGUCAGUAACCACGUACAGUCUGCUGAGAUGCACAACCAAGCCAUCAACUCGCUUGGUCUUCUUUCUGCGCGCCAAACGAUGGCUGCAGUUGAAUGUCUGUCCUUGAUCGUCGCCAAUUCGCUGUACACAGGCUGCCAGGGCGUAGACCUACGCACAUUGCACCGCACUUUCAUUCCAACCCUGGAAGAGCCCGCCCGUCAACUUGUCGCCGGCCUCUUUCCUGAUCACCACGAUCUAGCGAUAAGGGAACAAUUCUUCACCACCUUUUGGAAGCAAUUCGAGAAUGCCUGGUAUGAGGCUGCUGCAUACGACGCCGCUGAGCGUGCCCAGAGAGCUUCCCAGUCGUUAGCCAUGGCCGUCUUUGUGAACGCCCAGGAGAUACCCAUGAUCGUGUCUGUGGAGACAGUAACGAGCUUGACCAAGACUUUUGAGAAUCUUAUUUUACAGUCUUAUGUGCGCCACCGUGAUGCGUUUUUCCAACAGCCAACUACUGCCGAGUAUCUCGGCCAAGGCACCCAGGCUGUUUAUCUUUUUAUUCGCGAGAAGCUGGGCGUGCCUCUGCACCGGGGUCUCGUCGAGCAUCCCGUGGCAGGAGACAAGCAAGGCAAUAUAAUUGAUGGCCGUCCUAAGAAGACCAUCGGAUCCUGGGUGUCGAUAAUCUAUGAGGCUGUUCGGGAUGGGUCGUUGUAUGCUGAAGUGUUUCAGUUUCUGGAAGCUAGUGGCGGCGUGAGUGUGUCGGGUGGGACAAAUGGAACGAAAGCUGCGAACGGGUUGAACUGA